This is a messenger RNA of Vigna angularis (adzuki bean), 594 nucleotides long. RefSeq lists its product as uncharacterized. Gene Ontology annotation, molecular function: nucleic acid binding. The transcript has a single exon. Lineage: Eukaryota; Viridiplantae; Streptophyta; Magnoliopsida; Fabales; Fabaceae. Bases 1 to 594 code for a protein of 197 amino acids. The record is from RefSeq and is a predicted model, not a curated record.
AUGGGCAGGCUGAGAUCUCCAACAGGGAGAUUAAGAGGAUUUUGCAGUAAUAGGUUGGACGAUGCUCUUUGGGUGCACAGGACUACCUACAAAGCACCCAUUGGGAUGUCUCCCUAUCGGGUUGUCUUUGGAAAGGCAUGUCAUUUACCAGUUGAGAUUGAGCAUCGGGCAUAUUGGGCUGUGAAGACUUGCAACUUCUCCAAUGACCAAGCUGGAGAGGAAAGGAAGUUGCAACUAAAUGAAUUGGAUCAGAUCCGAUUGGAGGCCUAUAAGAACUCGAAGUUCUACAAGGAAAGGACCAAAAGGUUCCAUGAUAGCUCCAUUGUUAGAAAGGACAUCGAGGUUGGCCAACAGGUUUUGUUGUAUAACUCUAGACUCGGCCUCAUGGGUGGUAAGUUGAGAUCAAAGUGGACUGGACCUUUUGUUGUGACUAAUGUUUAUCCUUAUGGUGCAGUAGAGAUCCAAGGUCCAUCUGCAGCUAAAAGCUUCAAGGUGAACGGGCAUAGACUGAAGCCUUUCCUCAGCAAUCCUUCUUUGUUGGAUGCAGUGGUGGAGGAGACGUCUUUGGUCCACCCCACCUACCCUCCCAUCUGA